AUGGAUAAUAGAAAUUAAGAUACAAUAAUCCUUUUUGAUGUAGACGGAACAUUAACAAAAUCUAGAAAUAAAAUAGAAAAUGAUAUGAUAGAAAUUUUAAACAAAUUAAAAAAAAAAUAUUAUGUAGCAGUUGUAGGAGGUUCAGAUUUAUAAAAAAUAUCUGAAUAAUUAACAUAAAAAGUUAUUGAUAAUAUGGAUUUUUGUUUUUGUGAAAAUGGCUUAUAUUCGCUUUAAAAUGGAAAAUUUCUAGAAAAAAGAAAUAUUAGAGAUCAAUAUGGUAAUGAAAAAUUAAAUAAGUUUAUUAAUAGAACAUUAAAGCUACUAUCUGAAAUAGAUAUUCCUGUAAAAACUGGAACUUUUAUUGAAUAUAGAAAUGGUAUGAUAAAUAUAUCACCAAUAGGAAGAAAUUGUAAUUAAUAAGAAAGAGAUGAAUUCGAAUAAUAUGAUAAAAUUCAUUAAAUUAGAUAAUAAUUAAUCAAUUAAUUAAAAAGUGAAUUUUAAGAAUAUAAUUUUAAAUAUUCUAUUGGUGGAUAAGUUAGCUUUGAUGUAUUCCCAAUUGGAUGGGAUAAGACUUACUGUUUAAAAUUUUUGGACUAAUUUAAAAAUAUACAUUUUUUUGGUGAUAAGACAGAUAUAGGAGGAAAUGAUCAUGAAAUUUACGUCCAUGAAAGAACUAUAGGGUAUUCAGUAAAAAAUACUUAAGAAACGAUUAAUUAUAUUUAGAAAUUAUUUUUAUAAUGA
This is a messenger RNA of Ichthyophthirius multifiliis, 741 nucleotides long. RefSeq names its product phosphomannomutase a1, putative. Gene Ontology annotation, biological process: GDP-mannose biosynthetic process; protein N-linked glycosylation; mannose metabolic process. Lineage: Eukaryota; Ciliophora; Oligohymenophorea; Hymenostomatida. Gene Ontology annotation, molecular function: phosphomannomutase activity. The record is from RefSeq and is a predicted model, not a curated record. Gene Ontology annotation, cellular component: cytosol. The transcript is spliced from 6 exons.